GAUUUUUUUAAGAACAAACUGUUAAUUGUACCCUGAUGCUUGAUAGCCUGCGGCUACGGACUGCGACGAAAACGCCGUGAAAUGGGUAAAACAAGUAAAGAUAAACGUGACAUUUACUAUCGUCUUGCUAAGGAAGACGGCUGGCGUGCUCGCAGUGCAUUCAAGUUGAUCCACAUCGAUGAAAUUUUCAACAUCUUCGAUGGUGUGACGCGAGCGGUCGAUCUAUGUGCGGCUCCCGGAAGCUGGAGUCAAGUGCUGUCGAGACGGCUGUAUGAAAGCCGUGAUCCGAAGGAUCGUGACGAGGUGAAGAUUAUUGCCGUGGACCUGCAGCAUAUGGGACCGCUGCCGGGUAUCAUCCAACUGCGGGGCGACAUCACAAUGCUGAGUACGGUCGAGGCCAUCAUUGCACACUUUGGCGAAAACCAGAAGGCACAGCUGGUGAUUUGUGACGGUGCCCCGGAUGUUACCGGGUUGCACGAUAUGGACGAGUACAUCCAGGCGCAGCUGCUGCUGGCGGCCCUUAACAUUACGACGCACGUACUGGCCGAAGGUGGUACGUUUGUGGCGAAAAUCUUCCGCGGCAAAGACGUGACGUUGCUGUAUGGUCAGUUGCGCAUAUUUUUCCACAAAGUGACGAUCGCGAAACCGAUGAGCUCGCGGAACUCGAGCAUUGAAGCGUUCGUCAUCUGUCAGAAGUACAGCCCCCCGCAAGGAUACAAGCCACAGCUCAUUAAUCCGAUGCAGGACGACGUGAAGCUGACCGCGUGUGAAACCGAUUCUCCCGUCAACCGGGCCAUCAUUCCGUUUAUGGUGUGUGGCGAUUUGCGAGAAUUCGACUCUGAUAUGUCGUACAGUUUGAACAUUGACCCCGAAAAGGAGUACGAACACAAGGAGGUGGUACAGACGCCACUGGCUCCGGCCUACAGCGAGGUGCUGGAGCGGAUGAAGACGACAUCCCUGAAACACAGUGGAAGCAUCAAGGUGGAGGCGGACAAGAAGAAGGACUGAAAAGGUUCACCAUUCUUAUUCAGUCCUUCAACCAAGAUGUUUUCUUGGUUGUUUGGGGUUUAAUUGAACACUUUAAUUAUAUCAUCCAUGUUUCUCAAUUUCACACUACCUACAUCAAUGUUGCAUCUACAGUUUCAUAGCAUGCACCGAUUAAUCGGUUUCCAUGCGAAAGGCGUGAAUUCGAACCCUGCCAAUUGCAUUCACUUUAUUGCAUUGCGCAGUGCAAAAGUUUAAGUUAGCGUUUAAUUGGGCUCUUCCAAUCUAAUUUGGCUCUCGUUCUAACAAUAACAAUAAUAAUAAUUUAAGUUAGCGUUUAAUAGGGCUCUUCCAAUCUAAUUUGCCUCUCGUUCUAACAAUAAUAAUAAUUUUUUUUUUAUUCUUGAGGAAACAUCGAAAAUUUAAACAUCGUGGAGGACGCUGUGGCUGGUGGCAUUUCUUCCAUCGCGCAUACGCCUUAUCC
Messenger RNA from Anopheles bellator, 1468 nucleotides. RefSeq names its product putative tRNA (cytidine(32)/guanosine(34)-2'-O)-methyltransferase 1 (gene Trm7-32). The transcript is spliced from 3 exons. The record is from RefSeq and is a predicted model, not a curated record. Gene Ontology annotation, cellular component: cytoplasm. Gene Ontology annotation, biological process: tRNA methylation; cytoplasmic translation. The coding region runs from base 82 to 1008 and encodes 308 amino acids. Lineage: Eukaryota; Metazoa; Arthropoda; Insecta; Diptera; Culicidae. Gene Ontology annotation, molecular function: tRNA methyltransferase activity.